Messenger RNA from Recurvomyces mirabilis, 1221 nucleotides. RefSeq lists its product as uncharacterized. The coding region runs from base 1 to 1221 and encodes 406 amino acids. The record is from RefSeq and is a predicted model, not a curated record. The transcript is spliced from 3 exons. NCBI's taxonomy places the organism in Eukaryota, Fungi, Ascomycota, Dothideomycetes, Mycosphaerellales, Teratosphaeriaceae.
AUGGGCAAACACGCUCUUAUUUUCGGUGCCAGUGGUGUGACAGGAUGGUCGUUUGUCAAUGAGAUUUUACAUAACUAUCCUAGCAAGGGUACUUGGGAUGGCGUGGUUGCGAUGACCAAUCGUCCGCUCAAACAAGAAGACUCCUUGUGGCCUGCAGACUCUCGACUGGAGCUUGUUUCUGGCAUCGAUCUACUGAAAGGAAGCCAGGAAGACCUAGAGGCCUCUCUGACAAAGAACAUCAAAGAUGUCAGCAAGAUCACUCAUGUAUACUAUCUUGCGUACAAGGCCAACAAGGAUAUGCAACAAGAACUUGAGGAUGCAGUGAAUAUGUUCAAGCGAUCGACAAUGGCAGUGGAUCGCCUUUGCCCUUCCCUGGAAUUCGUGGUUCUGCAGACUGGUGCGAAGAUGUACGGCUGUCAUUUGCUCGACAACCAUCCGACAGACUACAUUCAAGUACCACUUUCGGAAGAUCAGCCGCGACUCAAAUAUCCUUACCAUGACAUGCUCUUCUAUCAUCCUCAGCUGGACUGGGUCACUAAGUAUGCUAAGGAUAAGAAGUGGAACUGGUGCGAUACUCGACCCGACAUCAUCAUCGGUUUUGUGCCCAACCAGAACUUCUACUCCCUCGGAACAGUUCUCGGUAUCUUCCUCGCUCUAUAUGCGUCUGUCCAAGGCAAGGGAGCUCAAUGCGCGUUUCCAGGCACGUCGAGAUCUUGGAUGGCGAAGUCAAACGACAGCUCGUCGGACAUGAUUGCCAGGCAGACACUACACCUCUCGCUCAAGAUGCCUGCCAAUCAGAAGGGUGGCGGGUUCAACGUCGCUGAUGCCAAGGGAUACGAGUCCUGGAGUACUAAGUGGCCACAACUGUGCGCAUACUUUGGGCUCAAGGGCACGGGACCUCCCAAAGAUGGCGAGAACGCUCCCGAAAUGAGGAAGUACAUUAACGAGCAUCUCGAUGCGUGGAAGAAGCUUGAACAGCAAUAUGGGCUGAAGAAAGGUGUCGCUGACUCAGACUUGACAUUCCAAGGCUUCGAGUACUUCUUAAUGACACAAUUUGACUUUGAUCGACAAUACGACAUGACAAAGACCUACAGCACGCCCACGGAGGAUCCGUUUACGGAGGAACGUUCAGUUAUGGACGCAUGGGGUUCGGUCUUCGAUCGCAUGCGCGAAGGAAAGCUAAUUCCGAAUGAUGCUCGUGCGGAUUCGCCACAGUCAUAG